GUACGCGUAGAUUUUUUAAAAAUAGCACGCGCUGUCAGUUUUUCAAGAGAACUGCUGCCGAUAAGUUGCGCUGAAUACGAAAGUUUAAAGUUUUCAUUCACAUGUUUUCGUAAUAACUGGAAAUUUUCAACGAAAAGAUGUUGUUGUUCUAAAGUGAUAAACGAAUACAAUCAGUCAGAGCAGGGAAAAUCCUGUUUUUACAAAAAAGUACAAACACAUAUACAUAUUUAAAUAUAAUAAUAAUAUAUUCAAUUGAAAACGCAGUUGAAGAUACAUGAAAGUCUAAGACGCACACGGCAAAGUUCGCAAUUACUCGAAGCAUAAAUAAUUUUGUGGUAGGUAACCCAUUACCGAGGCCAAGCACACGCGGCACACAGUCGGUCUUUUGUCUCGAAAGACGAAAAUUCUUGUCUUGGCCGUCGAGCAGGCACAACGUUAUUUUGCAGUAGGAAGUCGUCCGCACAAACAAACGGUACACAUUUUAAACGCCGGUCGCAAUCGCUAACACCGAGUAUACAAACAUACACAGAAGUACCGAAGCCUUCAACCAACAGCGAUAGAAAGCACACCAAUACGACCAAUACUUAAGAUCUCCUUCGUACGCGAUGGAUGAACAAAGCGAACAGCCCACACAACAACAACAACAACAACAUAGCGGCACUACAACAUUCGUCAAUCAAUCUUCAACAACGGCAAUACAAUCGCAGCCACACGACGACGACGCUUGGUGGUGGGAAGUGGAGAAUGGUGAUUUGAUUUUAGACCUCGUGCCAAAUAUUGAUGCGGCGUCGCAUAGUGAAAGUGAAAAUGUCAACAAUAACAACAGCAACCACACCAGUGAAUUAUCAACAGAUUUCGUCGCAUUGUUGAAGAGUGGCGAAACGGUUAAUGUGACAUUGUUGGCGAACAAUACAAAUACCAGUGAUGGCAGCGCUGAUAGUGCGAUUGUCGAAAACAUUGCUGAAGCGACUGCAAGCCUUCACAAGCAGUUGACCGAGAAAACACAGGCUGACAUUGUACUAGAGGUAGAAAAUAACGACGCCACAACAUAUAAUUCGCCCGACUACUCACAUGAUCCAACCAUCGCACCCAGCCAAGCAGCUGCACGCGAACAAACGCUCGAAGAAUUCAAAGAGGAAUUGCGCAUUAAGCGACUAACUCGUCAGACGGCUGUACAAGACUUACGUGAUGAGAUUGCCACAUUGCGUCGUCAGUUGGCCGAGGAGCAGGAGCUGACGCGCCGCUUACGUCGAAACAAUGCUGUGGAGGUGUCCAGCACUGAUGUGGAGCCGUCAUCGGUGGAUGAAGAGGGCGCUAUUGGUGGCACCACCAACGCUGAACCCGAUUCCGAUGAUGAGGAUCCACAGAGUCGCGGACGUCAUGCUAAUAUUGAGUUAGCCAAUGCACAGCUGGCACUUCAGAUGGCUAAUGCGGAGAAUCUGUCGUUGCGCACCGAAAUGGGUGUGGUACAAAAACAAGUCGGUACACUGAAGGAAGUUAUCGCUUGUUGCAAGCAGAUGUUGAAUGUCAAGGAGGAGCAGUGUGUACAGCUUAAAACGAAAUUAGACGAAAUCGAAACGGCAUUCGGUGAACGUGAAUUGAAAAUCAUGUCGAGCAAUUUGAGACAAGAAUACGAACGUCAAUUGGGCAACAUACGGCAACUGCGUCAAUUGUACGAGGAGCGACAGCGCAUCGCAUUGGCUGAGCAAGAGAAUUUGCAGAGAUUAAUUUCGAUCAAAAGAGACGAAUUGGCUGCCGAACAGCAAAAAACGAAAAACUUCGAAGAGCAUAAUCAAACAUUGAUGAAGGAAAUUGAAAGCGCAAAUAUAGAAUUGGCAACAUUGCGCGAAGAAUGCAACGAACACAAAUUCGAGAAGAAAGCACUCAAAGAGGAAAUGGGCACAGUCAAUACGCUCUUUAGCCAGAUGGUGAUGGGCUUCAAUGGCGAGAAUAACUUGGAUAUUGAUCGACUGACGACGAUGUUGGAGGAGAACCGCGGCCUGCUCAACGACAUGGCAACGAAGGAAGCAAAUUGCACUGAUGGCGCAACGUUACCGAAAUUAUUAUUCGAAUUAGUCGAAGAGGCGGGUAUGGGCGGCAAGUCCACCGAGUGCAAUCGUAGUCCAACACCUACGUCAAUUGUGAACAACAGCGCUGACGAGGAAGACUACAAACUGCAUAGAGAUACACCCGAUCGUGGUGAAUGCCGCAACUUAGAAAGCGAAGAACUUGUGUCUGCUGAACCGGCCGCUGUGGCAGCCGACCACAACAAUACCAAUUGCAAGACUGAAAAUGCUGCCGUCACUUGUGCCACUGCCACAGCCAACGCCACUGCAGGCGCUUGCUGCGGUAGAAGACACCAUCGUAAAAGUGCCGGCAACCGGAUGAAAUUACCAACAGCCACUGCCGCAACAGACUGCACUGCAAUGUCAGCUACUGCAUUGAGAACCCAUGAACCAGAAGUUAUGAGUAAAGUUGCAACGACACAAGAAAUUAUUGGUAACUUGCCGAAAGUUUGGAAAGUGCUAAUGGAGCUCUUAAGUCACCACAAAAUCGAGCGGGUGCAAUUUGAGGAGCAUGGCGCCAGCGAGGAUUGCUACAAAUCCGUUGAGACGGCCAAUGGACCAAAGGCGGAACUGAGCGUCAGCAAGACAUAUAUUAAGUUAAAGGAUCUAAUAUUGGAGAAAAAGUCGUUAGUGAAAGAUACGAAUCGCCUGAAAACCUUAAACUGCCAUCUUGAAUAUCGAUUGAACGAACAGGAGAAGCGCUUAAGUGCCGUUAGUUUGGAGUUGACAAAAACUUGGCAUUUAGUUGGCAAAAUGCAGCGUCAACAUCGUCAGCUGCACACACAAGAGCAAAUAUUGCGGUAUCAAUUGCAGCAAAAGCGGCGCUUACUCACCGAACUGAAAGACGAGUUGGAGUUUUGUCGACGCAAGUGGGCGGCCGCACGUGCCAAAAACGAUGAGAGUCAAGAGCAGUGGAAUGAUUUACGACGCGAAUUUGCAUUGCGAAAACUAGAGCAUGCCAACAAUUCAGCCGAGAGCGGCUACAGUGACUCCGGUCAGGCUUCGGAUGAGGAAAUAGUCGUGGCAGCGCCUACAAAUUUAACCUCUGACAUGGAGACGACAACUUCAAAUGGUGCAGGUGGAGGCGGCGGUGUCGGUGGUUGUGCCGGUGGAGUUGGCGGUGCGGCUGCGGCAUGUAGGCGUAAACGUUUGAAGGAAAUGUUCGAACAUUCACGCAAGAUAAAGCGCAUGCAAAGCACUUCGCCCGGACGUGCCGGUGAUGGUAGCGCCGAGAUAGUGUUGCGCUGGAAUAGUGCGCCACCAACCUGUGGUUGGCGUGACAGCAGCGAGGCCAAUCAUGGCGUGGUCGACAUAUACGGCGAUGAAGAUAAUAACGCCAGCGGCGGUGAUGGUGAGUUUGCCGGUGCAGUCGAUUUGACAGGUGUAACCGCAACCAGUCGCGGCGCUAUACCAAAGAAUAUUGUUGCACGCAAUAGACAUCACAGCAGAAGGGAUGAUAUGGCAAUGGAGACAGCGACGGAUGUGGUCGACGCGGAUGAUUCGCGAGGUGAACGCGCCGAACGUAUACAAAGGCUUGAGGAACAGUGUAAAUCGUUGAUUCAGCGAGUACUCGAGACAUCGGAUAAUCGUGAGCGGUUAGAGGUGCAAUUGCGUAGUUUUCAGGAUGAGAUCGCGCCGGUGCAAUAUGCAGUGCCACUGAAUGAUUUAUUUAAAAAGAAACGUAUUGAACGCAUGACACGCGCCAGUUCUGUGCCUGUUACUGGUACACUCACGCCGAGAGAAGAGGAAUAUACGCGUAAGCGCUCCGAACGAUUGGGGCGGUUAGAAGAAGAGAGUCGCCAAUUGUUGUCGCGCAUCAAGCGCACAUCAGAUCGUGGACAUUAUCUGCGUUGCUCCUUGGACCGUUUGCGACGUGGACCAAGUCGGGAGGGUAGCUUCGAAAGUAAUACGGAAGAAGAAUCUAUCAAAACUGAGGAGAAACCAUCGUCUUCUAAGCUAAACAUGUUAAAGGAAGACAAGCAAACCGACGAUAUGAUAACUAAAGAUCAAGACACAAAUGAAGUGGCAGCGUCCGAACCACAGGUAAACUUGAACCCCUUAACAGCAAACGAAGAAGCUUACACAGCGCGACGUUCGGCGCGUCUGCAGCGUUUGGAGAAUGAGAGCAAAGAACUGUUAAAUAGACUUUCGCGCAACAAUGAACGCGGCCAACAAUUAGGUAAUAAAUUGGAUGCAUUGCAUGAGCAUCACUCAGAUGUGCUUACGAAUGGUGUGGAUGCAGCUCCAUCUAAUACGACAUUGCCACCAACCACGCCGAAAGUUAGCAUAGAGCAGCGUUUGGGAAAUAUCGAGCAAAUAUCGUCCAAUCGUAUGGAACGCUUGCGCAUACUCGAGGAAGAGGGCAAAGAGUUGCUCAAUCGAUUAGCUGGCACUUCGGCGCGUGGUACAGAGAUGAUCAAUCGCAUAGCUGCGCGUGAGCAAAAUCGCCAGACAACUGCAAUUGAAACCAGUGAUAGCGAAAUACCAGUAACCACCACAGCAGAUAAAGUGACUGAUCCCGAAGAUGAAUGUACGGCGGGUAUGGAGGCCACCGCGGUAGCUUCAGUGUUGCCUACACUCAAUAAUGUCGCCUGUUCUAGUAUCGUAUCAGAGGAAUUAACGGACCGCGUUACAGUCACUACCAUACCCAGUCAAAUUGCUGCACAACAAGGCGCUAUCCCAAAGCAACCGCGUACAAAGCCUACGGGCUUGGUGCUGAAUGCGGCACUUCGCGCCAAAGCAGCUAACAACAAAGAACCGAAACAAAAACAAAACAAUCAGACAGAUGGUGAGAGUUUGGAAGAUAUGGUAAGACGUCUACAGCAAACUCCAUACCCGGAAGAACAAAAUGUUUUGCAAGAGAAAGGUGAUAAACUGGAAGAAAUAAAAAAAAAAGAUGUGGAUGAAAACUGUGAAGUGGGAACUGAAAAGGUGAAUCCAAAUACUAGCGAUACAACGGAAUAAACAUUUAGAAUUAAGUAAAUAAUCGUAUUUUCCGAUCUUUAUGAAUUUUAUUCUAAACAACUUGUACUUGAUAAUUGUAAUGAAAGACUUCCUCUUCGUGUUCAAGUAAAUUUAUAUCUAUAUCUUAAUAAAACGAUUAAUUUGUAUGCGUCUUAGAACCAAUGUGU
Molecule: messenger RNA, 5197 nt
Organism: Zeugodacus cucurbitae (melon fly)
Lineage: Eukaryota; Metazoa; Arthropoda; Insecta; Diptera; Tephritidae
Exons: 6
Coding region: 606-5030 (1474 amino acids)
Source: RefSeq, a predicted model, not a curated record